This is a messenger RNA of Microstroma glucosiphilum, 1047 nucleotides long. RefSeq names its product DUF1768-domain-containing protein. Lineage: Eukaryota; Fungi; Basidiomycota; Exobasidiomycetes; Microstromatales; Microstromataceae. The record is from RefSeq and is a predicted model, not a curated record. Bases 97 to 975 code for a protein of 292 amino acids. The transcript has 4 exons.
CUGUACAUCGUGAUUCAUGCCCCAAUAGCUCAUUGUCUCCGUACCGACACUCUCUCGUUCAGGAUCAUACCCGGGUCUAUCCCACCUUCGCUUAUCAUGGCAGCCUCCGUCGUCGAGGAGCAACAUCCUCCGCCCAGUACGUGGUCCAAGACGAGGAAUUUCCUCUCCUUCGGAAAUAAGAGACAGUCCAUGCAGCGACGGUCUCCUGCCGCCAAGGAAGUGGAGUCACACGAAAGAGUGGAUGACGAUGCCCAGGACGGACUGGAAGGAGCCAAUGGAAGUCAUCAACGGGCGGCUCCAGCAUCAUCAUCAGCUGCUGUUGCUCCAGCUCCAGCCAAUUCGUCGCUGCCACCAGCUUCCACCAGCGCAGAAGCAGAUGGAGCUGCGAGACGGAGGUCACAAGACUCCGUGGCUCAGGAGGAAGAGGACGAGAUCCAAGUGGAUGGUAAUGAAGAGGAAGACGUAGCUGCUCCGCCCGUCAUCGAAUUUCUGCACAAGGGCGCACCCUACUUCUGGCUCCACAAUCACUUUGCGAUUCCUGUAUACUACGACAAUGUUCGAUACCCAUCUUCUGAGCAUCUAUUCCAGUGUCUGAAGUUCCCUCACCGACCGGAGAUUGCAAAGGCUAUUCGGAAAGCGGAGAGCGCCUCGGAUGCAGUCCGAAUGGCCAAGAGGAAUGCCACUGAUGUACGGAAGGGUUGGCGUCAGGAGGGACUCAAUAUCAUUGCCAUGCGCGAGGUUCUACUACUCAAAUUCACACAACAUAGCGAGUUGAAGAGGCGUCUCCUGCAGACCGGGGACGCUGAUCUUGUCCUCGCAUCGCCUAGCGACGUCUUCUGGGGAGCUGGCAGAGCCAUCGGUGCCACUAAGACGGGCGUGGGCCGCAAUGAGCUGGGCAAGGCGCUGAUGAGAACCCGGGAGAGCCUGCUGACCACUGCUGGUCUCGGCUGGGGCUCCGGCGCAAAGACUGUGUGAUACGGGGCGUCUGCUGUUGAUGAACGUCUGUCUAUAUUUUCAAUUCGUCUAAUUUCAUCCUCAUAUCACUCG